UAUUUUUUUUUCAUCUCUCUUCGUAUACCCUAAAAAAAAAAGGAACCCUUGCCCGAGGAAGAAAAAGUAGAAGUAUAUGGACACAAAAAUAGAAUGAAAUAAAAGGAAAAAAGGAAAAAAAAAACAUAAAACGCUCAGUAUCUCCGGCUAGUGGAAACCGGACCUCAAGAUCAAAUUAGGGCGCAAAGCACUGUUGGAGACAGAAGCCAUGGGGAGGAAGAAACUUGAAAUCAAGCGAAUUGAGAACAAAAGUAGCCGACAAGUUACCUUCUCUAAACGACGCAACGGUCUCAUCGAGAAAGCUCGUCAGCUUUCCGUUCUCUGUGACGCAUCCGUCGCUCUUCUUGUCGUCUCCGCCUCCGGGAAACUCUACAGCUUCUCCUCCGGUGAUAACCUGGUCAAGAUCCUUGAUCGAUAUGGAAAGCAACAUGAUGAUGAUCUUAAAGCCUUGGAUCGUCAGUCAAAAGCUUUGGACUGUGGUUCACACCAUGAGCUACUGGAACUUGUGGAAAGCAAGCUUGAGGAAUCAAAUGUCGAUAAUGUAAGUGUGGGUUCCCUGGUUCAGCUGGAGGAACACCUUGAGAACGCCCUCUCCGUAACAAGAGCUAGGAAGACAGAACUAAUGUUGAAGCUUGUCGAGAACCUUAAAGAAAAGGAGAAGUUGCUGGAAGAGGAGAACCAUGUUUUGGCUAGCCAGAUGGAGAAGAGUAAUCUUGUGCGAGCCGAAGCUGAUAAUAUGGAUGUCUCACCAGGACAAAUCUCCGACAUCAAUCUUCCGGUAACGCUCCCACUGCUUAAGGGGGGGUUAGUGGGAGUGGAAUUUUUAUAGAGUUGGUUGAUUCUAAAAGUCAAGAGAUUUGUUAAAUUUGUAAAGAGUUAUAAAGAGUAUUUCAUAUUUUAAGAGUUUAUGAAAAUGUUCUAAUUCAAGGAUUUUAAGAAUCUAGAGGAAAUAUGCAAGAUUUUUGAAGUUUUGUUUUAUGAGUAAAAUUAUCUAGAAUUCAAUUCCCAAUAACUCUAGAUUUGAUGAAAACUUAGAAUCAUUAAAAACCAAACUUUUUGAAUAACAAGAGAUUUUGUAAGUCAUUAAACAAUCAUCAAACCAAUAACACUAGAUUUUAGUAAGAAUCUUAGAAUCCACCAACCAAUAACAAUAGAAUUU
Messenger RNA from Brassica rapa (field mustard), 1159 nucleotides. It is a transcript of the gene FLC1, whose product is annotated as MADS-box protein FLOWERING LOCUS C. Gene Ontology annotation, biological process: positive regulation of transcription by RNA polymerase II. The record is from RefSeq and is a predicted model, not a curated record. Lineage: Eukaryota; Viridiplantae; Streptophyta; Magnoliopsida; Brassicales; Brassicaceae. Gene Ontology annotation, molecular function: DNA-binding transcription factor activity; protein dimerization activity; RNA polymerase II transcription regulatory region sequence-specific DNA binding. Gene Ontology annotation, cellular component: nucleus.